Molecule: messenger RNA, 3112 nt
Organism: Aegilops tauschii subsp. strangulata
Lineage: Eukaryota; Viridiplantae; Streptophyta; Magnoliopsida; Poales; Poaceae
Source: RefSeq, a predicted model, not a curated record
UCACACGGAGCAAACAAGAAACUGAAGGAGCGCAAUGGCAACGCCAACGGGCUGCAGCCAGAGCCGAGGGCCAUCGCGGCGUUGCGUCACACGGGGUACAUGCGGAGCGGGGGGCGAAGGUUCGGCGCCAGGCGGGGCCUCGCGUGGCUGCUGCACUGGCUCAUUACGCAGCACAUCGCUGCUGCCAGGUCGCGACGAGCGCGCAGCCCAGAGAGAGAGAGAGAGAGAGAAAAACAGCCAGCGGCGGCUCUCGCAGAGAGAAAGAAAGAGAGAGAUAGGGGGGAUUGACUCGCCAAUGUAACGCUUCCUCUCUAUCUCUUGUCCUGUUGCUCGCUUUUGCGGAGGGGCGGAGCGGAGAGGGGGUCUCCGCGCGGCUUUGCUCUGUCUUGCCAACCAAGCCUGCUUCGUCUUUUACCCUCUCCUGUUCUUGGUCUCAGCGCUGGAACGGGACGGGGAUUGCUUUUCGGUGCGCCUGCGAAGGUGCGAUCUCUGGCCUCGGUUCUUGGUCCGCGGAUUGCCUCCUCCUCGUCUCGUGGGGUUCGAGUUAGGCGUGGGGUUUUUGGGGUUUGGGUUCUUUUUGGUUCCUUCGGCUGGAAUUCUGACAGACUGACUCUGGUUCGUGUGGCUGUGGCGUGCUCUGGUUCCGAGGUGAAGUUUGGCCGACCCAGUUGGUUUGGGCGAAGGAAGUGAAGCAUGGGUACAACUGCCUCCAAGCAAGACUGCAGCACCGCAUUGCAGCUCUGCAAGGGUCGUCUGAAACACAUUGAACAGGCAAUCGAUGCAAGGUAUGCCCUUUCGGCUGCUCAUCUGUCGUACGAGCAGUCUCUGCGCAAUGUCGGCGUUGCUUUGAGGCAGUUUGUGGAGUCACAGCAUGAGGGUGAUCCGGAAAAGUCCCCUUGCUCUUCGUCUGCUUUACCAUCCCCAUUGCCACCUGCAGACAAUUCUAAAAUUUCACCACUGAAAGUGCCCCGCCAUUCUGAUAUUAGUCGCUUGAGGUCAGAAGUAAGCCCAUCCUUGACAGUGACAGUCGACCCAAGUGGUGGUGAUGCUAGUUUUAUCAGAAAAGGGCAGCCCAUCCCGACUUCGGUUUCACCACCGUUGUCUCCGGAAUUUUGCCCCCCAUGGGAUUUCUUUGAACCAAAUGAUAUGAGUGAAAAUGUUGCCACCCAUGUCUCAGAGAACUGCGAGGCAACUUUGGAUGAUUUUGGCCAUGUCGAUGGGAGGGAUCAAGCUUCCUCUAGUCAAAUAUCUGAGGUGCAAGAACAGUUCGGAACACAUGGAUGUAAAGACCUUGAUGACAAUUUUGACCAUCUUAAGUUGAAUCGCAAUGACUGUAGUGAAAUUGAGAUUGUUGAUACAGACUUACCAAAUGACUCAAGCUUACACAAAGGACCUGAUCAAGUGCAGAGACAGAAUGUGGAGGGGCAGAAUCCUACACGUAUUACUGACAAUAGAAAAAACGAAGCCCACUCUGUAGACAAGGUUAAUGUACCAAAAAUAUCUACUGAAAGGGAAGAAGAAAAGGGCAGUUCCAUCACCAGCGUAUCAAAAGAUUUUCUGUCUGAUGUUAAAGAACUCGAGCGCCAAUUUGCUCGGGCAGCUGAGUCUUGCCAUGGGGUCUCAAGGAUGCUUGAGACAAGGAAGAUUCGACUAAGCUUUUCUACCAAGAUAACAGGGAAACCGUCGUGUGCACUUUCUCUGUCAGCAUCCUUGCUCUGCUGCAAUGCUGGAAAUGUAGCUUCCCAUGAAUCAGAGCAGCAUGUCACAAAAGUGAUCGCUUGGAAUCGCUCACUUUCAUCACGAUCUUCAUCAUCUAAGAAUCCACUAUUUUCUGCUCAAAAGGAUGAUGACCCUCCAGAAAGCAUUAGCGAUUUUGUUGAAGAGUUUUGUAUGAUUUCAGGAAGUCAUGCAUCCUCUUUAGAUAGACUCUAUGCUUGGGAAAUAAAGAUUUAUCAUGAGUUAAAGAAUAUUGAAUCAAUCGAGCAGAUAUACGACAAAAAAUGUGCUCAGCUAAGCCAUCUAUGUGCAAGGGAUGCAGAUGCCAGGCAAGUUGACAAAACUCGGUUUACUAUCAAAGGGUUGUAUUCGCGACUCGUGGUAGGAACUGAAGUGCUAUACUCAAUUUCAAAAACAAUUGAGAAGUUGCGAGAUGAAGAGUUGCAGCCCCAACUUCUUGAAUUACUACAAGGGCAGACGCGCAUGUGGAGGGUGCUGGAGGAAGUUCACCAAAUGCAGCAGAAAAUUACCUCUCCAACAGAUGCAAAGCUCCCAGCAAUGUCUCCUCCAAGCGAGUCCCGCGGACAUGCCUUGAUGAACCUCAUCACUGAACUGGGAGUCUUCUACUCCAGUUUGGCAGGCUGGGUUGAUGGUUACAAAAACUAUGUGAGUGGUCUGCACUCCUGGCUACAGAACUGUGUGGUGCAACCACGAGACCCGUCAGGGGGAGGAAACCUGACCCUCUCGCCUCGCCAACACCUUGCACCGCCCCUAUUUGUUCUCUUGGGGGAUUUGUCCGCAGGAAUGUCAUCGCUCCCGUCUGAAGAAUCAUGUGACUCCAUCAAGAACCUUGCAGCAGAUCUCAAGAAAAUGUACAGGCGCCAGGCAGCAGAACAGAAGAAGGCAGCGAAGAAGAGAUCUUCAGACACUGGGGCAGAGGGUGACAAAUCGUCAGAGACUGAACCAGAGAUGGCAACCCUGCAGGGCGGUCUGACCGCAAUGUUCGAUCGACUCUCUAAGCUCUCAGGUGCCAUGGCCAGCCUGGCUGAAAAUGUGAAACGGGAGGCGGAAAUCGCCCGGGAGGCGUACGCCAUCGGUCGCCGCACAGAGUAAGUUAUAAGAUCAUACCAGGUCAUUUUCUUGAGUUCAGGUGUCGGUUUAUAGGACAGACAAAGAUAGAAACAGGUUUCUUCAGAGAAGAAGAAUGAUGGUGAUGUUUGGUUUUGGUAUAUACCGUGAACUGUAUGUACAUUCCUUUGCCUGGGCAUAGUAUCUUGGGUGUUGUUGAUGGUCGGACCAGUCCUAGCUUCUGUAACCAGACGGUUCUGGGGUAAAGUUUGUUUGUCGAAAGCACCGAUGAUGGCUGUGGCGUUUCGCCAUUGUGUUUGCUGGGGCA